AUGACUUCCCUAUUGAACACCCCUAUCACGGCACCCUCCGGGGUGGUCUUCCCUAACCGUCUUGCAAAGGCGGCGAUGGCUGAGGAGAUGGCGGAUAAUGCCGAUCCUGGCGAUACACACAUCUCGGCGUAUACCAAAUGGGGUUCUGGAGGAUGGUGUUCUCUCCUCACAGGAAAUGUCGAAGUCUCUAGCAAGUAUCGCGGGUCUUACAAAUCGGUGGCUCUCACAUCUCAGCAAGAAGGGACGCCCACCAUUGUGCAGCUUGCUGGUGAUCGAGGAUUCUUUGACCCAACCAUCGCCCCAUCUCCAGUUCCUAUGAAUAUCGGCGAUGGCAUUCUCGAGAGAGCUUUGCAAAGGGUUGCAUUCGGUACUCCGAAAGAAAUGUCGAUCGCAGAUAUUGAGGAAGUGGUCGACCAAUUCGCCUACGCCGAAAAGUUGUCAUACGAGGUUGGAUCUAAAGGUGUUGAAUUGCAUGGAGCUCACGGGUACCUGCUCUCGACCUUCCUGACCUCGGAGACGAACUUGCGAACCGAUGCAUAUGGAGGCACGCCUGCGAAGAGAGCUCGUAUCGUGAUCGAAGUUAUUCGCGCUGUGCGAAAGGUCGUUCCAGCUUCGUUCUGCGUCGGCAUCAAGAUAAACAGUGCCGAUGUUGGCGGCAACGAAAGCCUCGAGGAAAGCCUGGAACAGGUUGGUCUGAUUGCAGCCGAACAGAUCGACUUCCUUGAGAUCAGCGGCGGUAGUUACGAGAAGCCUCGCAUGUCUACUGGCGACCAAGCGACGCGAGCAGAGAAGCGCGAAGCGUUUUUCCUAGAUUAUGCAAGUGCUGUUCGAGAACGUUACUCGAACCUUAUUUUAAUGGUUACCGGCGGUUUCCGUUCGAGAAAGGGGAUGGAAGCAGCAUUGCAGAGCGGAGCCUGUGACCUCAUCGGGAUUGGAAGGCCUGCUGCGGUCUGGCCUCAACUGCCGAAGGAGAUGUUGCUAAACGAGAAGGUGGAAGUCACGGCUGCGGUGAAGAAGCUUAACACUUUGAAGCUGCCUUGGCAGUUGCGGAUAAUUCCUAUCAAGCUCAUCGGUGCUGGAGCAGACACAAUGUACUACGCAAAGCAAAUACAAGCAAUUGCUUUCCGGAGGAUACCGCAGGCACCGCCAAGUCAUUGA
Messenger RNA from Macroventuria anomochaeta, 1158 nucleotides. RefSeq names its product NADH:flavin oxidoreductase/NADH oxidase-like protein. The record is from RefSeq and is a predicted model, not a curated record. The coding region runs from base 1 to 1158 and encodes 385 amino acids. The transcript has 6 exons. Gene Ontology annotation, molecular function: FMN binding; oxidoreductase activity. NCBI's taxonomy places the organism in Eukaryota, Fungi, Ascomycota, Dothideomycetes, Pleosporales, Didymellaceae.